AUGACAAGUCGAACAAUACGUCGUACAGUUGAACAUGGAAUUCGUCAAGUGUCAGAUAUUGGUGGUGGAGGUAAAGGUGAAGCUUUAGCAUUGAUGCGUCAACAACGUGAUCAUGAAAAAGAAGAAUUAAUUCAAUUAAAUGAUCGAUUUUCAUCUUAUCUCGAUCGAGUGAAAUAUUUAGAACAAACAAAUAAACAAUUACAAAAUACAUUAGAUCAAUUAAGAUCCAAAUGGGGUUUAGAUUCUGAUCGUUUUAAAUCUCAAUAUGAACCACAAUUAAAUGAUUUAAGAAAAACGAUCGAUUUAGCGACAGUUGAUAAAGCAAAAGGAGAAAUUCGUGCUAAACGAGCUGAAUUUGAUUUACUUUAUUAUAAAAAAUUAGCUGAUGAUAUUAAUCAAUGGACAAAUCAAGAUAAAUCGAAAAUCAAUUCACUUCAAUCGACCUUAGAAGAAAAUCAACGAGAAUUAGAACAUCUUCAACGUUUAAUGGGUGAUUCAAUGAGUGACAUUGAAAAAUAUCGAAAUGAAAUGAAACAUUUAUAUGAAGAAAUUUCUCGUCUUUUAAUUGAAUUAGAUCAAGAAACAAUGGCACGAAUUAAAAUUGAAAAUGAAAAACAAACACUUGAAGAACAAAUUCCUUUUCUUUCAGCUAUUCAUGAACAAGAAAUGAAUGAAUUAAGAAAUUUAUCUUCACCAAACAUUGGUAUUGAUCCAACAACAUUUUAUAAAAAUGAAUUACAAAGAGCAAUACGAGAAAUUCGAAAUGAUUUUGAAAAUCUUUCACGUUCACAACGAAGUGAAUUAGAAGAAUAUUAUCGAAUUAAAACAGAUGAAAUCGUUCAACAAGCACAAAAACAAAAACAACAACAAAAUAAUCAAUUGGUUAAUCAAGAAAAUUCCAAUCAACUUCGAAUUAAUAUAAAUGAAACGAAAAAAGAAAUGUUCGAUUUACAACAAGAUUAUAAUAAUUAUUUACAAAAAAUGUCCGAAUUAGAAUCGAAAUUAGAAUCACUUAAACGAGAAAAUGGAGAUGUUAUUGAUGCACGUGAACGAGAAAUCUUAGAACUUCGUUCUCAUUUAAAUGAAUUAAUGGCUUCAUAUGAUGAAAUUGUUUCAAAUAAAUCUUCAUUAGAAUUUGAAAUCAAUACAUAUCGUCGUUUACUUGAAUCAGAAGAAGGAAGAAUUCGUGAAAGUAAACAUACAAUUAAAACCACAACACAUAUUUCUCAAUCAUCAUCUCAUAUUCAACAACAUCAACCACCACCACCACCACCUAUUCGUCAUCCAUCACCACCACCAACACAAAUCACUAAAACAGUUACUAAUGAAAAAAUUAUUAAUCAAACUGAAAUGCAAGCGAAAACAACUUUUCAAAGAUCUGCUAAAGGACCAAUUAAUAUUGAUGAAUGUUCACCUGAUGGCAAAUAUAUUCAAUUGGCGAAUACAUCAAAAAAUAAAGAUAUUGAUUUAACUGGAUGGCGUCUUUUGAGAAAAGUGGAUAAUUCUCCUGAAAUAACUUAUUCACUUCCAUCAGGUUUAAAAUUAUCAUCAGGAAAAUAUUUAAAAAUUCACGCACGUGGUCAUGGAAAAGAAAAAUUACCUUAUGAUCUCGUUUUACCUACACAUGAUUCAUGGGGUGUUGGAGUUAGUGUUGUUACACGUCUUUUAAAUGAACAAAACGAAGAAAAAGCAACACAUAUACAAAAAACUGUUUAUGCUUCGUAA
Molecule: messenger RNA, 1725 nt
Organism: Adineta ricciae
Lineage: Eukaryota; Metazoa; Rotifera; Eurotatoria; Adinetida; Adinetidae
Source: the annotation of a GenBank genome assembly